AUGAGAGACGCUGCUGGUGCUUAUCAUGCACCAACUGAUAUUCUCUCACUUUUGCUCUCUCUGCCUCUCUUUCUCUCUCUCACUUGCCCUCUCUCACCCCUGCCACUCUCUGGCCUCUCUCUCUCUCUCACUUGCCCUUUCUCACCCCUGCCACUCUCUGCUUCUCUUUCUCUCUCUCACUUGCCCUUUCUCACCCCUGCCACUCUCUGCCUCUCUUUCUCUCUCUCACUUGCCCUCUCUCACCCCUGCCACUCUCUGCUUCUCUUUCUCUCUCUCACUUGCCCUUUCUCACCCCUGCCACUCUCUGCCUCUCUCUCUCUCUCUCACUUGCCCUCUCUCACCCCUGCCACUCUCUGCUUCUCUUUCUCUCUCUCACUUGCCCUCUCUCACCCCUGCCACUCUCUGCUUCUCUUUCUCUCUCUCACUUGCCCUCUCUCACCCCUGCCACUCUCUGCUUCUCUUUCUCUCUCUCACUUGCCCUCUCUCACCCCUGCCACUCUCUGCUUCUCUUUCUCUCUCUCACUUGCCCUUUCUCACCCCUUCCACUCUCUGCUUCUCUUUCUCUCUCUCACUUGCCCUUUCUCACCCCUGCCACUCUCUGCCUCUCUCUCUCUCACUUGCCCUUUCUCACCCCUGCCACUCUCUGCCUCUCUUUCUCUCUCUCACUUGCCCUCUCUCACCCCUGCCACUCUCUGCUUCUCUUUCUCUCUCUCACUUGCCCUUUCUCACCCCUGCCACUCUCUGCUUCUCUUUCUCUCUCACUUGCCCUUUCUCACCCCUGCCACUCUCUGCUUCUCUUUCUCUCUCUCACUUGCCCUCUCUCACCCCUGCCACUCUCUGCUUCUCUUUCUCUCUCUCACUUGCCCUCUCUCACCCCUGCCACUCUCUGCCUCUCUCUCUCUCUCUCUCUCUCACUUGCCCUUUCUCACCCCUGCCACUCUCUGCUUCUCUUUCUCUCUCUCACUUGCCCUCUCUCACUCUGCCACUCUCUGCUUCUCUUUCUCUCUCUCACUUGCCCUCUCUCACCCCUGCCACUCUCUGCUUCUCUUUCUCUCUCUCACUUGCCCUCUCUCACCCCUGCCACUCUCUGCUUCUCUUUCUCUCUCUCACUUGCCCUCUCUCACCCCUGCCACUCUCUGCCUCUCUUUCUCUCUCUCACUUGCCCUCUCUCACCCCUGCCACUCUCUGCUUUGCCUCUCUCUCUCACUUGCCCUCUCUCACCCCUGCCACUCUCUGCUUCGCCUCUCUCUCUCACUUGCCCUCUCUCACCCCUGCCACUCUCUGCUUCGCCUCUAUCUAUCACUUGCCCUCUCUCACCAUCUCUGACCCUCUCUCCCUCCCUCACUCUCUCAUUUGCCGUCUCUCACCCUCUCUGCCCCUCUCUAUCUCCCUCACUCUCUCAUUUGCCAUCUCUCACCCUCUCUGCCCCUCUCCCUCCCUCACUCUCUCUCUCUCUCUCUCUCACCCUCUCCCCACUGCUCCCCCUCUCUUUCUGUGGCGCACUUUCACUUUCUGCCUUGUUUACCUUCUCUCACUCUUGGCCCUCCCUCCUUUCUCUGGAACAGAGUAGGGUGCACACAGUGCACACGCUCAACCUCCUACUGUCUCUCCUACUUCGUUUUUCUCUCACUCUGCCUGAGUCUCCCAUGGCUGACUGUCUCUCUGUCUUCAGUGAAGCUGGUGCUGUCUCUCUGUCUGUGUGUCUGUCCCCUGUGUGCAGCACAUGUUGAAGAGCUUCCUGUGGUGUGCCUACUGGGUAGGCUUGGGUAACCUGUCCUCUGUGGGACUGGGGACUGGCAUGCACACCUUCCUCCUGUACCUGCAGUGCGGAGCGGAAAAAUGGGGGCUGGCUGGCUCAAGAUCUGGGCUCCCAAACAUCUGGUAGUCUUUACGGCUUGUUCUGAGAGCAUUAUUAACACUUAGCCACCCAUCUGUCAUUUGGGAGCAGCGCAGUCACAGUCCCAUUGCAUCGCCCAGUGGAGCUGAACUGGAAACUGUCCUCCAUUCUGUGUCAUGGAGAGCACACUCAAAUGUCAUUUAAGACAUUUUUAUGUUGGAAUUUUUGUUGGGUGACCUGACUUACUUUCCAAGACGCCUGUCUGUUUCAAAGGAGGACGUCGCCAUCUUAUGGCCUUAUUGAUGGAUCAGUAGAUUUUCAGUGCUGUUUGAGGAAUCCGUUCAAGUUUCCUGCUUUUGAAUGUGGAGCUGAUUGAGACAGCUGGAUUUAUGGGGGCUAUUGCAGGGGAUGAAUUGAGUCAUUGUGAGUUUGUGCUCCCCUACCCACAGAGGCCUCGGUAGAACCAUAGAUUUAUGGUUAGAACACUGCUCCUUCUCUAAUCUAUCUUGUCCAUGUUCACUUCUACAGGAAAUGUUCACUACUACAGGAAACCAUAUGAAUGUUUGUUAUGAUUUUUGCAAUGUUUGAUGGUUGCAGCGACUUGUUUAUAGAAACGUUUGUGGUCAUACGCACAUCCUUAAAAAUGUAGGUGCUGGGCUAAUAAAGAAUACUUGUAAAGAA
Molecule: messenger RNA, 2518 nt
Organism: Oncorhynchus keta (chum salmon)
Lineage: Eukaryota; Metazoa; Chordata; Actinopteri; Salmoniformes; Salmonidae
Exons: 3
Coding region: 1-1326 (441 amino acids)
Source: RefSeq, a predicted model, not a curated record